AGGCGUCGUACUCAACACGCAGUUCUUUUCUCUCCCCGCCUGCUCCCCUCGGCUCUCCCCUGCACCGCCCGUGACGGCGCUUCACUCUCUCUCCCCCUUUCCCCUUUACACACAGGUAUGUCCGUCCUUUGCCGCUGCGUGGCCGUUGCAGUGCUGUGGUGGACGCUGGUGCUGGCCUUGCCGGCGCAGGCGUGGUCCAUCACCGACUUUCCGCAAAUUGACUGCGCCGAUACCGACUUGGAGCACUGCUCCCAGUGCCACUACGCCACUAUCGGUGGUGUCACCCACUUCCUCUGCGCCAUCUGCGUCGACACCGCCACUACGCGGUAUUCGCAGGCAACGCAGGGGCAGAACUUUGCCACCUGCCAGGUGUACAACGGCAACUGUGAAAUGCACGACUGCGACAAGUGCGGCUCAGACGACCCAAAGAUUUGUGUGGCGUGCAACCAUGGCGUGCCCGACCAAGAAACGUCGGAGUGCCUCGGGGAGACAGUUUCGUCCGCCACGGGUGGACUGUACACCUCGAGUAAGGCCCCCACGCCUGUCCCGGUCCCAGUAACGACCACCACAACAACCACACCUGUGCCUGUCCCGGUAACGACCACCACAACAACCACACCUGCGCCUGUCCCGGUAACGACCACCACAACAACCACACCUGUGCCUGUCCCGGUAACGACCACCACAACAACCACACCUGUGCCUGUCCCGGUAACGACCACCACAACAACUACGUCUGUGCCUGUCCCGGUAACGACAACAACAACAACCACACCUGUGCCUGUCCCUGUCACCACCACCACCACCACCACCACCACCGCCAGGCCAAGCACUCCGUGUGCCAUCGACAAGUGUGCCGUGUGCACGAGUGACGGGAAGGCAUGCGCUACGUGCGUGAUCGGCUACACCGUCACGGAAACGGGCACCUGUAUGCAGUCGGGGUAUUGCGCGGUGGCCAACUGCGUGCAGUGCGCAGCGACGAGCUACAGUCGGUGCACGACGUGUGCGGCGGGUUAUGCCUCCAACGCCGAUGGCGUAUGCAAGCGCCGUGCGAACGGGUCUAUGUCGGGUCCGACCGCCCUCCUCGUUGGGAUCGCGGUGCUCGCGGUGGCCGUGGCGGACCUUCUUUAA
Messenger RNA from Leptomonas pyrrhocoris, 1131 nucleotides. RefSeq names its product Surface antigen-like protein. Lineage: Eukaryota; Euglenozoa; Kinetoplastea; Trypanosomatida; Trypanosomatidae. Bases 118 to 1131 code for a protein of 337 amino acids. The record is from RefSeq and is a predicted model, not a curated record. The transcript has a single exon.